CACACACACAUACACAUACACACACGCCUUGUCGCAAUCACUGUUGCAGUCGCACGUCCUCCCAUACCCAUGAGGCACUGACCUCACAUUACUACGGUACCAUCUUGCUACCACACGCCACACAUCACACAUCACACAUCACACAGACACACACCACCACCACCACCACUGCCAUGGAGACCUACCACGGCCAUGUCCGCACCCCUAACGAUGCCAUCAUUCUGUUCGAGGCCUGCCGCAUUGGCAUAUUACCGCGCGUCCAGCGCCGCUUGUCCGAAAAGGAGCGCCAGCAGAUCAAGUCCGGCUCAGUAUUCGUGUGGGACGAGCGCGAGGCCGGCAUGAGACGAUGGACCGACGGGAAAUCAUGGAGCGCCAGCCGCGUCUCUGGCAGCUUCCUCACAUACCGAGAAAUGGAGGGCAAGCGAGGAGGCAGCGCUGUGCCUACUCCGCCAGUAGCAAAGCGCGCAAGCGGAAAGUCACCAGACGGCUCGGCAAACGGAGACUCUGAGGGCGAGGGACCAGACGGCUACCGAUACAAGCCCGACGGUCUGAUGAAGCAGUCCUUCAGCAUCACUACACAGAGCGGACAGCACCUCCACCUCAUCAGCUACUACUCACGAUCAAAUUCCAACAAUCUCCCCCAACCCACAAACGAUGCCCAGCUGCGACACAUUCGACCGCCCAAGAACAUGUACCCCGAGUCUGCAGUAAACGAGACUCAAUCCGUGCCUGCCGUCACUCGCGGCCCCAUGCCUGGUUCCCCAUACAAUGCUCCAGGCCACAGCAUGGCCCCCUCUUCGCCCUACACACGCGGCGGCCCUGUCGCGCCCAUGUACGCGGUCCCUAUCUAUCCUCCUACGCCUCCGAAUGGCUCUUCUCCAUUACACGCGUACUACCCACAGCACCCUUACUUCUACCCCGGUGUAGUCUAUGCACAGCCCCAAUAUCAUCCCCAGGCCCAUGUCUAUGACCGCGCGCAGCCGCCAAUCGCACAUCCUCACGCUCCCCAGGGCCACCAUCCCAUGCUUAUGCAGCACCCCGCCUAUGCGGCGCACGCUGCUCACGCUGCUCACGCUGCUCAGCAGUAUAUGACGACACCUCCAUUGCGCACUCCAUCAGCCGCCGAGCACGCUCAACGUCAGCAACAUUUACAGCGAGUCGGCGCGCCUGCUCCUCCCUGCCGACAGCAGCGCACUGAACAAGCUCAACAGCGUCUUUGUCCGAUCGUAGUAGCGCCUUUUUGCUCUCUCGGAUCACAGACUGUGUCUUCGCUUCUCUGCUUAUCUAUUUAACACGCGUAACGAUUUACUCGCGGCUUCUUUUUUUUUAUUCGCUUCUUUUUCUUGUUCCCGAAUCAAGGGGAAACAGUCGUU
Molecule: messenger RNA, 1373 nt
Organism: Bipolaris sorokiniana ND90Pr
Lineage: Eukaryota; Fungi; Ascomycota; Dothideomycetes; Pleosporales; Pleosporaceae
Exons: 3
Coding region: 174-1292 (372 amino acids)
Molecular function (GO): DNA binding
Source: RefSeq, a predicted model, not a curated record